Messenger RNA from Penicillium macrosclerotiorum, 1038 nucleotides. Its product is annotated as tRNA-specific adenosine deaminase. Gene Ontology annotation, biological process: tRNA wobble adenosine to inosine editing. The transcript has a single exon. NCBI's taxonomy places the organism in Eukaryota, Fungi, Ascomycota, Eurotiomycetes, Eurotiales, Aspergillaceae. Gene Ontology annotation, molecular function: tRNA-specific adenosine-37 deaminase activity. The record is from RefSeq and is a predicted model, not a curated record. The coding region runs from base 1 to 1038 and encodes 345 amino acids.
AUGGAAUUAUGUAUGGCAGCCCAGGAGGAUGCCACACCAUGGGAAGUGGUGCGUCAGGUUGAUUCUAACUCGACAGUCCAGGAAGAUCCCGAAGGAGAGUAUCUUCUGGACGGCCGAGCCCAUUUCUCUCGACUUGGAGUAGUUCGUCGAAAGCCCGCACGAACAGAUGCAGAAUCCACUCGAAGCAAGUCAUGCUCGGAUAAGCUCGCCUUGCGUCAGGUGUCUUCUUUACUGUCGAGUGAGACGAGCAGGCUAGUUGCACCAAAUGCGAAUGCAUACUUGACUGGGCUCAUUCUCCCCGAGGAUGAAAUCAGUAAGGUUGCCUGUGAUCGCUCAUUUGGAGAGAAGGGUCGAAUGGAAGCGCUUGCAGGGAAGUUAUGGCCGAGUCGUACGAUCUCAGAUGAGGGUGGAAUAGGUUAUCAAUUCAGACCUUUUCAAGUGCUUUCGGUGCCCGAACGUGAAAUAAAAUUGCUUUGGAAAUUUGCAAAACCAAAGACCAUUACCCCUCGCUCGACAAUGCCUUCGGGGGAGCGACCGCCGAAGAAGAGCAAACCCGGGAAUGUGAGCGCAAUUUGGACAGCAGCCCCUUCGGCCAUACAUUCGUAUGAUAUGAUUUCGGAUUCUGGUGUCAAAUCAUUACCUUCACUGUGUCGCUCUAAGACUGGAUUAUAUGAAACUGUCAUUAAUGGGGUAAAACAAGGCAAUCGUGCCACUUCUCCUUCAUCACGGGGAGCUUCGGCAUUAUCCCGGGCGAAACUCUGGUCAUUACUUCAGACAAUCAUUCAAACAGAUGAAUUUUCGGAUCAUUCUGACAAUUUAGAAAAGAAAAUGCCGCACAGUGGCACCCUUCAGCGGAUUUUGACUGCGAAUACCUACGAAGAGUUCAAGCGAGCUGGUAACGAUAUCACAGACCCCAUUCGCUUUCGAGAAGAGGCUGUUCAAGAUGCUAAGAAGGUCCUUAAGGGAUGGAUUUCGAACACAGGGGAUGAGGGUUGGGGGUUAGACGUUCUUCUUGACUCUAAGAAGCGAAAGCGUUGA